AUGAAAAAUUGUCUUUUUUUCACGUAUAAGUAUAAACAAAAUGGUGUUUCAUUCUUUAAAUCAUUUUUGAAUUUUUCCAAAUUUUCUGGUGAAAUAUGUUGUAGAAAUAUUCACAUUCAAUUAAACUUAAGAAAAAAAAAAAAUGUACAAAGAAAAAAUAAUGGUUAUAAUAGUUAUACUACAACAUGUAUAGAUUAUGUUCAAAAUAAAGGAAUGUCUGAUAUUAUUUUAAAGGACAAGAAUACUUAUUUCGCACAUGGAUAUAUAAAUAAUGAAUUAUAUAAUAAUGAUAUAGAUAAAAACAAAAUUAUAUUAAAUAAUAAUAAUAAUAAAAUACAUUCUGUUUUUGUUCAGUCAUUAAAAAAUUAUAAUUUGUUUAAUAUAUAUUUGGAUAAAAUAAGAAAAUAUAAUUGUCAUAAUAAUAAGGGCAUGAAAAAAAAGAUAAUCAAUAUUAAUAGCAUAAAAUAUUUUGACAAUUAUAUUUUCUUAUACAAUAUAGAUGCCUUACUCAUAUAUGCAACACACAAAUUUCAUAUGUUUUUAAAAGAAAAAAAUAAAAAAGGAUCUCAUUCUUUAUCAAAUAUAUUUAAUAUUUACAUAGAACACUUUAUAAAUAUUUUUAUACAAUUUAAUAUUAUUUUAGAAGAUUUUUUUUUAUUUAAAAGAGAAAGGAAUUAUGAGGAAUAUUUUAAUAAUAUAUUGGAUAUAUAUAUAAAAUAUAAUCCACAUAUUUUAAUGAUAAGACAAAAAAAUAAAAAAAAGGAUGAUAAAAUAAUAUACCACAAUACAUAUUAUAAUGAAGACUUCUUUAUAAAGGUUUUAAAAAUAAUUAAAAUAUUCAAUCAGUUUAAAUUCUUUAGUAAAUUGAAAAAUAUUGACAUUAAUUAUUAUUUACAAAAAUUAACAAAGAAUUCAUAUUGUCCUAAUAUAUUGUAUCCUAUCAAAAAUAAUACAAAUAACGAUACUAAAUAUCUAACUACAAAUAAGAGAGAUGAAAAUGAAGUGUUCUAUGAAUGUAUGAAUUCUUCUGAUGAAACUGAUUGUAUAAGUAAGGAGAAUUAUAAUUUCUUAAAAUGUUUAAAAAUUUUUGAUGAGAAUAUUAUGAAUGAAAUUGGAUUAGAAGAAUACUUCAAAAAUAAAAGUCAAGAAGAACACAUAAAAAGGAUGAAAAAAAAAAAUAAUAAUAGGGAUAAUAUUAAUAAUAUUGAUAAUGUAGAUGUUAUAUUUAAAGAACAAACAAUUGAAGGUACACAUAUGGUUAAUAAGAAAAAUGAAUUAUAUAUAAAUCAGAAUGAUAAUGAUGAUAAUAUUAUUCUUCAUUUAAAAUAUAUGAGAUCUUUUAGUUCUAUCUUAAAAUGUUUGAUAAAAUAUUUAAAUGAAGAUGGUAUAUCCAAAUUAUUUAUGUAUUGUACUAAUUUAUUCGAUAAAAACAUGGAUAAAGAUAUUAUAUCUUUUUAUAAAAGUAUGUAUGAGCACGUUAAAAAAAUGAACAAAAUUAGUAAUAAAAACAUUGCUUAUAUAUUAAAUGGUUGUAAUUUUUAUUUACCUUCUGAAAAUAUAAAUUUAAUAAAAUAUAUAUCAAAUGAUAUAUUAAAAAAUACUAGAGUUAUUUAUUAUAAGGAAAACAAAAAAACAUUUAAAAAUAUAAAUAAUAUUGUACCAUCACAUUUAGAAAAUAUCAUAUAUACAUUUUCAAAAAAUCGAUAUAAGGAUAAAAAAAUGUUUUCUUUAUUUAGUCAAGUUAUAAAAGAAAAAUGUCAAGGUUUUUCUUGUAUUACUACUAUAAAUAUAUUAUAUAGUUUUGCUAAUUUAAAUUAUGAAGAACUUGUAUUUGAUAUACUUUAUCAAAAAAUCAAAACUUUUGAUUUUAUAUCAUUUAUGAUGUGUAAAGGAUUAAAUAUAAUUAAAUUAAUAAAUACCUUAUUAUUAAUAGAAAAUAGACAUUUUCAUAAAAAUCAAAUAAAAAAAAUGUAUCCUUUUAUAUUAACGCAUACUCAAAUUAAUACAUUAUGUAAAGAAACAAAGAUAUUAGAGGAUUACAAAAAUAAUAGUUCCUUUAAAAAUGAUAAUACACAAAUAAUAGAAGAAAAAAAAGAUAUAAUACCAACAAACGACAUAUAUCUAAUAACAGAUAAAAUGAUAUAUAAAACACUGCUCGUUUCAUUAUUAUAUGAAAAAAAAUGUUUUAAAUAUUUAGAUAAUAAUAUAUGUGAAAAUAGAAUUGUAGAUAUAUAUAAAAAAUUAAUAAGGCUAAAUAUAAUUUGUGUAAAGGACAAAAAUGAUUUAAUUAUUUUAAAGAAUAUCUUAAAAAAGAAUUAUGGAAAUUUAAAUAUUAACGAAUUUGAUAAAUAUUUUGUUUUUUCAUUUAUUAAUGCAAAUAUGAAUAAAAUAAACAUUCAUAAAUUAAUCUAUACAUUGCAACAAUAUAGUAAAUUAAUUAAUGAAAUGAAUAUAAUAAAUGAAAGUACAAAAAAAAAAAAAAAAAAAAAAUUCAUAUAA
Plasmodium adleri (nom. inval.) is the source of this 2499-nucleotide messenger RNA. RefSeq names its product conserved Plasmodium protein, unknown function. The record is from RefSeq and is a predicted model, not a curated record. Lineage: Eukaryota; Apicomplexa; Aconoidasida; Haemosporida; Plasmodiidae. The transcript has a single exon. The coding region runs from base 1 to 2499 and encodes 832 amino acids.